This is a messenger RNA of Neoarius graeffei (lesser salmon catfish), 1532 nucleotides long. RefSeq names its product nucleolar GTP-binding protein 2-like. Lineage: Eukaryota; Metazoa; Chordata; Actinopteri; Siluriformes; Ariidae. The coding region runs from base 1 to 1077 and encodes 358 amino acids. The record is from RefSeq and is a predicted model, not a curated record. The transcript has 7 exons. Gene Ontology annotation, cellular component: nucleolus.
AUGUUGUACAUCAACACGUAUUUUUGUUCUGAGCCACACAGCCUAACCACUGACCAUUAUCUUCAGGUGAUCGACUCUUCAGAUGUCGUCAUCCAGGUGCUGGAUGCCCGGGACCCCAUGGGCACGCAAUCUCAGAACAUUGAGACCUACCUGAAGAAAGAGAAGCCCUGGAAACAUCUUAUUUUUGUACUAAACAAAAAUGCAGUGCUGUCUCAGGAAUACCCCACAUUGGCCUUUCAUGCCAGCCUUACCAACUCCUUUGGGAAAGGCUCUCUUCAGCUCCUCUGUCAGUUCGGAAAGGUCCCAGUGGAAAAGAUCCGUAACCCAGAGGAUCAUAUCAGCACUGUUCUGGAGCGAGCAAAAGCCGAAUACAUACAGAAAACCUAUCACAUCCCAUCCUGGAGCUCUGCUGAGGAUUUCUUGGAAAAACUGGCCUUUUGCACGGGAAAACUGCUCGAGGGAGGAGAACCUGAUACGUCCACCAUCUCCAAAAUGGUACUAAAUGACUGGCAGAGGGGAUGCAUCCCUUUUUUCGUCAAACUGCCUGGACCAGAGACUGAUGAGGAGGCUAAAGCGCAGCUGCCAGUGGAGGCGAGUGCAGCGGAUGCCGUUUAUGAAGACCAGCCAACGCAGCAGCACGCUGAGAUAACUGAAUCCACUGAGCUUGAUGCACUACUACAACAGAGACCGAAACAAGAGCAUAAACAAAGGAUCAUUGCUGGUGUCAAGCAAAACUUUGGCAAAAUUAAUGUAGCUCCAGAGUUCAGCGAGGAAGAUCUUGUACCGGUGGAGAUGCUUGAUCUGCCAGACUCCUGUGGAUCAGAGGAGGAUGAAGAAGAGGCAUGUGAGGAGGAGGGGGAGGAUAUGGAGGAAAAUGGAAAUGCAGAGGAAGAAAAAGAAAUGUGUGUUGCUGGACAUUCUGACAGAGCAGGGGUCAAGAGUACACGUGAGGUGAACAAAGAGUUGGAUGAGAAGAUAACCAAAUUGAAGCGUUUCCUAGACGGUGCCAAGUCCAAACGUUUCUCCACCAUUCGCUGCAGUCCAUGUCCGCAGGAAGAGAGAGGCUCUCGACAGUGAGGAGCCAGUGAAGCCCAAUAAGCUCACGUCUAAAGAGAAAAGGAUCGACCGUGCAUAGAAGAUGAAGAAGGUUGGCGUCCGCUAUUAUGACCUGCACAAUGUUAAGAACAGAAAAGUGUCCACUGAAGGCCACAAAGGCAAAAGAGCUAAGCGAUGAAACAAUUUGCUUGGUCACAGCACUAGUUCAAUGGACUUGUCUGGUUUGGGACAGGGGAUGUGAGACAUGGAGAUGUGUAUAUGAGGAGCAUUUACAGUGAGGAUCUGGAGGUGAAUCACAACUUCUCAAAUGCACUUUUCACUGCACCAUCCAUCCACAGAACAAUGAUGUGGUCCACUAUACCAUUUUCUCUCUCAACCCCAGAACUGACCAUAUUUUAAUUUAAUAAUGUCCUUGCGCCACAGUUCUGAAAAUCUUCAUCACAGGAGAACUCCUCAAUAAAAUGGACAUGACAAAA